AUGGAGAGAUCGGAUAGAGUAGGACGCUGCGAGACCCAAUGCAGAGAACAAAACAAGAAGAACUUCGUAAAGGAAUUAUGGGUUUAUGGAGAGCCUGACAACGUUUAUAUGCACUUAGUUCAAGUGAAGUUAGUUGUUGACAUUUCAGACAAUAUCUUUCCAUUCCUCCUUCCUUAUUCUUAUGCGGGCGGCUCAGUAGUCAUAAUUAUUUAUGAAUGGUCAAGCAACUUUAUACUGAUAUCGAAAUCGUUUUGCAAAAUCAACAUUUCAUCUUGCAAGAACAUAUUGAUAAUAGCCUCUUUAAGAUCUGCCAAUACAAAUCACACCAUAAUCCUACUCGGCUUGUAA
Messenger RNA from Botrytis fragariae, 348 nucleotides. RefSeq lists its product as uncharacterized. The transcript is spliced from 2 exons. The record is from RefSeq and is a predicted model, not a curated record. Lineage: Eukaryota; Fungi; Ascomycota; Leotiomycetes; Helotiales; Sclerotiniaceae. Bases 1 to 348 code for a protein of 115 amino acids.